Molecule: messenger RNA, 2223 nt
Organism: Salmo salar (Atlantic salmon)
Lineage: Eukaryota; Metazoa; Chordata; Actinopteri; Salmoniformes; Salmonidae
Gene: t185l
Product: Transmembrane protein 185-like
Source: RefSeq, marked provisional
CGUGAACCGCAAUAGCAAGCAGUUUGACUGAUUAAAAAAAAAAACAUCCUCUUGAUACGUAAUUGUAUUGUUAAUCCAAAUAAGAAUAUAAAAUAUAGUCAUGAAUCUUCGGGGAUUCUUUCAAGAUUUCAAUCCCAGUAAAUUCCUCAUCUAUGCCUGUCUGUUGCUGUUCUCUGUUCUACUGUCCUUGCGUCUGGAUGGCAUCAUCAAAUGGAGCUAUUGGGCUGUGUUUGCCCCCAUAUGGCUAUGGAAGCUAAUGGUUAUCAUCGGUGCCUCAGUUGGCACAGGCGUCUGGUCCCAUAACCCACAGUACAGGGCUGAGGGUGAAACCUGUGUGGAGUUCAAGGCCAUGCUGAUAGCGGUUGGGAUCCACCUACUCCUGCUCACCUUUGAGGUGCUGGUGUGUGACCGUGUGGAGAGGGGCACCCACUUCUGGCUGCUGGUCUUCAUGCCCCUCUUCUUCGUCUCGCCGGUCUCUGUUGCGGCAUGUGUGUGGGGCUUCCGCCAUGAUCGCUCUCUAGAGUUGGAGAUCUUGUGCUCAGUCAAUAUUCUCCAGUUUAUCUUCAUUGCCCUGCGACUGGAUAAAAUCAUCAGUUGGCCAUGGCUGGUCGUCUGUGUGCCACUGUGGAUCCUCAUGUCCUUCCUGUGCCUUGUGGUCCUCUACUACAUGGUGUGGUCAGUGCUCUUUCUGCGGUCUAUGGACGUCAUCGCAGAGCAACGGCGCACUCACAUCACCAUGGCGAUCAGCUGGAUGACAAUCGUUGUACCUUUGCUUACUUUUGAGAUCCUGUUGGUCCAUAAAUUGGAUGGCCACUACAGCUCCAGCUAUGUGUCAGUUUUCGUGCCUCUCUGGGUAUCCCUGGUGACUCUGAUGGCCACAACCUUUGGCCAGAAAGGAGGCAACCACUGGUGGUUUGGCAUCCGAAAAGACUUCUGCCAGUUUCUUCUUGAGCUCUUUCCCUUCCUGCGGGAGUAUGGGAACGUUUCUUAUGACCUGCACCAUGAGGACCCUGAGGUGUGCGAGGAGAUGCCUGCACACGACCCGCCAAAAAUAGCCCCGAUGUUCAGCAAAAAAAAUGGUGUGGUGAUCACACAGAGCCCAGGGAAGUACUUUGUGCCUCCUCCAAAACUGUGCAUUGACAUGCCUGACUAAAUUAAAGCUUUGCAACAACUGCUCCAGAGCUUUGAUGGACUUCACAUGCACCAGACUGCUGGAUAAGUAUUUUUUUACAACCACAUAUCUAUUUUUUUUAUGUAAAUGGAAUGUUAUAGAAGGUGAAGUAGAAACUUACCCCAAACUGCGAAUUACUUCUUCAUUAUUUUUGUGGAGUAUGGGUGUCCUGAAAAAAUGUGAACAAAGGCUCCAAAAAAACCCAAAUAUGGCCUUUUAAAACGGCAUAUUACAUUGCGGAUAAAGUUCGGAAUGAUGCAAUUUCAUGUGUACAUAUCUAAAUACCUGCAUCACUAUACUGAGAGCUUUACCGUUUCUAAAGUAACCUAUUUUGGUGUUUUUGGAGCGUUUGUUCAUGUUUUUUCUGGGCCCCUGUAUUGCACAACGAGGAUGAGGAAGUGAUUUGCUGUUUGGGGUAAGUUUCUCAAAAACAAGUUGAAAUCACAAAUAAAAGGUAGCUGGACCCUUCUAUAACAUGCCGUUUACAUCAGAAAUAGAGAUUUGGUUGUAAAAAAAACAAACAACUUCUUUAAGAAGAGGCAGAAGAGCAUAGCGUUCCAUGUAAGUCACUCCUAGUGAGCGAUGGGACCUGGUGGGACCAGAAUUUGGACAUGAGUUUUUUCUGAAAACAAAAAUCCAUGGCAGAGUAUGUGGAACAAAAGGCACUCUUUUAUCAACGUGUGUUUUUCCAUUGUAUUGGCAGUGGAAAUAAUGAGUUCCUUUUCAUUGAUUUAUGUGAUAUACUGUAUAGUACUUUCUAUUUUCCUUGUGAUGUUCUGUCCGCCAACAAAAUAUCUCCAAAGUGUUCAUCCUCUUUUAAAAUUCAGAUGUCUUUCACAUUAUUCCAGUUGAAGAUGCAUUCUGUUGUAUGUGUGUCAAAUUUCCCAAACCCUGAUUCUUUUUUGUUGUUGUUUGUUUUUUGUAUCAAAGCUGAAAUACUAUAUGUUAGGAUGACAACACGAUCAUGCUUAUUAGUGUAACCUUUUUAAAUCUAAGAUUAGCUUGCUACUUGGGUAUAGUUGCUUUUUGUUUAUUAAAUUAUUUAACUUCUC